Messenger RNA from [Torrubiella] hemipterigena, 2184 nucleotides. The record is from the annotation of a GenBank genome assembly. NCBI's taxonomy places the organism in Eukaryota, Fungi, Ascomycota, Sordariomycetes, Hypocreales, Clavicipitaceae.
UUGAUAUUCCAAACAUAUAAUACCAGUUUAUUUGAAUAUUAUAUACAGAUAAAGUUUAUGUACAUACAGUUUACUCUACACCCCGUUCGGCAGUGGGCCAACUGGGGAAGGCCUCAGCUGAGCUACCGGCGAGCAAAACGCCACUAGUUCGCAAGCUUGCGCACGCAUUCGUCAUCUUCCACGCAGAACGGUCAAAAGCCGAGCGCGGCCGCAAGCCACCAGCCUCGCUUUCCUUCGUGUUGACGUUCCUUUUCAUAUUUAGUCUCUCCUUUCGGAACCUUUUUGCAGCACGGUCUGCUGUUGCAAUUGAGUCACCGCUCCGUCCCUCACUCUUUUGAAUUCCAUUGACACCUCCGAACACUUUUGCACAUAUCAACAACAACAACAACGCUCUUUAAACAACAUCACCAUGGCAGCGCACGACGACGACGACUUUGCGGGUGCUAUUGCUGGCGAAACGCGACCCCUCCUCGAGCGAAUCGACCCAAUUGUCUUCCCCGACGACGAUGACGACGACAGCUUAGAUCCCGUCGAGGCUACGGAUCUGCCGGCCGAAUUCGUGCCAUCUCUUGCUUUCCAGUGGAGGGUUAGCCUCACAGCCACGGCCAUUGUUACCAUCAUCAUGGGCGGCCAGCUUAUCAUGAACCCCGCGACGCAGGAAAUUAUGGAAGAUAUCAUCUGCCACGACAAAUUCCCUGACCACACCAUUGGCUCAUACAACCCGGUCGACCCUCGCUGCAAAGACAACAAAGUGCAAGACGUGCUUGCGAUGGUGCGCGCUUGGUCUGGUGCCGCCGAGAUGAUUGUUCCGCUGUUUGUCCAACUCCCAUUUGGUGUUGUUGCGGACAAGUAUGGCCGAAAGCCUGUCAUGUUUAGCGCCCUGGUUGGCGUGCUCUUCUCUAUUUCGUGGACCAUCUUUGUUUUGGCAAAUCCACUGCGAUUCUCCGUCUGGGCCACCAUAUACGGCAACAUUGCGUACUUGAUUGGUGGUGGCGGUACCGUCGCCGUAGCCAUGUGCUACACUGUAGUAACGGAUGCGAUUCCGGCAGCAAACCGAUCCACGGUGUUUUACUACAUCAUCGCCAGUAGCCGCAUCAUCACCGUCCUUCUCACUCCGCUUAGCGCAUACCUUCUUAACAUUGACCCGUGGAUGACGCAGUCCUCUGGCUUCAUCGUCAUGAUUUCAGGGGUCUUCCUGACACUUAUGUUGCCGGAGACUCUUAAACUCCGCCAGAAAGCUGACGACAAGCGCCGUACAGCGCGAGAUGUGUCCACUGCUCGCCCUCUAGUGACGACGCCGGAACCAGGCGCCUCGUCCAGCACACUUUCCACCUUCAUCCGACGCUCCUGGAGCUCAGCAAAGAAUGAUAUGUCGCAUAUUUGGCACUUUCUUCUCGGUUCGAAGUCCAUCAUGGCCCUGAUUGUAGCCAGUGGAUUCCUCUUUCCGGUCCGCAUAUCCUUUGCUCAGGACGUGACACAAUACAUGACCAAACGAUACAAUUGGACAUGGGCGGAGGCUACAUAUGUCAUGGGAAUUGAAAAUGCUACCGGUGUCUUUGCACUAAUGGUCCUCUUACCCAUAUUCGGCCACCAGCUUACCAAGCGAGGCUACAGCACCUUGAGAAAGGACCUCCUGAUAGCUCAAGUCGCCAGCGUUUUCAUAGUAUUUGGUACAGUGCUAAUCGCCUUUGCUUUUGUACCGCAAAUGGCAAUCGUGGCACUGGUCCUCUACAGCUUUGGCGCCGGCUAUGCGGCUGUCAUCCGAUCUAUACUCAGCAUGAUUGUAGAGCCACACACAAUUGGCUCCCUCAACACUGUACUUGCCAUGCUCGAAAGCUCAUUGGGCGCAGUAUUUUCACCCCCUCUGGGUUGGCUACUGAAGACUGGGUUCAACCUAGGUGGUGUUUGGAUGGGCCUACCCUACUUGGUCGUUUCUGUUGCCGCAGUGGCUACUAUGCUUUUGACCCUAACUUAUAGGAUCCCCAAAAGCUUUGGUCAAAUAUAAGUGUUGAUGAAGUAGUAUUUAUUUGCUGAUGAUUUAAUAAAAUGCGAAAUAAUAUGCGAAUACCGGCAGAAGAUGCCUCUCAAAAAGUAACAGCUUCGACUUAGAGCCAUAAGGCAAUUUAUCUACAUCGUACUUGACCUCUAUAUAGCCUUGCGUGAAUAAUAUUACGAAACACGAAC